Papaver somniferum (opium poppy) is the source of this 1889-nucleotide messenger RNA. Its product is annotated as ubiquitin-like modifier-activating enzyme 5. Gene Ontology annotation, biological process: protein ufmylation. Gene Ontology annotation, molecular function: UFM1 activating enzyme activity. Bases 459 to 1589 code for a protein of 376 amino acids. Gene Ontology annotation, cellular component: cytoplasm; cytosol. The record is from RefSeq and is a predicted model, not a curated record. The transcript is spliced from 15 exons. NCBI's taxonomy places the organism in Eukaryota, Viridiplantae, Streptophyta, Magnoliopsida, Ranunculales, Papaveraceae.
CGUUAUAACUUUUCUAGAGAGAGAAAGGGUAACGAUGCAAAAGUAAAAAGACAGAGAAUCGGUUAUUUUCUUCCUCCUGAGAAAAUCCAAAUCCAAUUUUGUUUACAGAGAUAAAAAUCACAUCACUCAUCACUGUGUUUACAGAACAAGAUUGAUUUUUAAUCAUUUUGAUUUUGAGAGAGUAGAGAUAAUGGAGGUAGAAUUAAAGGAAUUGUUGAAUGAUGUUGAACAGCUCAAGAAUUCUUCGUCAGAUCCCAAUCAUCUUCCUUUGAUUCUUAAGAAUUCAGGUUUUAUUUUACGAUACCGGGGAAUUUCUUAGUACUUUUUGUAUCAAGCAUUUCCGAUCAGAAUCAUUAAAACUGACGAUUGGAUCUUGAUUGACCCAGCUGGAGGAACGUUUAGAAAACCUGACGAAUCUUGCGAAAUCAGCAAAUUCUAGGCGGAAUAAAGUGAAGGAUAUGAGUGCUGAAGUAGUAGAUAGCAAUCCAUAUAGUAGACUAAUGGCACUUCAAAGGAUGGGUAUUGUGGAAAACUAUGAAAGAAUACGAGGAUUCUCUGUUGCCAUUGUUGGAAUAGGUGGAGUAGGUAGCGUUGCAGCUGAGAUGCUAACAAGGUGUGGUAUAGGUCGCCUGUUGUUGUAUGAUUAUGAUACAGUGGAGUUAGCUAACAUGAAUAGGCUAUUCUUCCGCCCGGAGCAGUGCGGCAUGACCAAGACAGAUGCUGCUGUGCAAACUCUUUCAGAUAUUAAUCCAGACGUCAUACUCGAGAGCUACACAUUGAAUAUCACCACAAUGCAAGGUUUUGAAACAUUUGUGGAAAGCUUGAAGAAUCAAAAAUAUCGUCAAACUAAAAAUGGUACUGGAGUCGAUCUGGUUUUGAGCUGUGUAGACAAUUACGAAGCACGUAUGGUUGUAAACCAGGCUUGCAAUGAGCUGAACCAGACAUGGAUGGAGUCUGGAGUAUCUGAAGAUGCCGUUUCUGGUCAUAUACAAUUGCUUAUUCCAGGGGAAACAGCUUGUUUUGCAUGUGCUCCUCCUCUGGUGGUGGCUUCUGGGGUAGACGAACGGACAUUAAAACGUGAAGGUGUUUGCGCUGCAUCUUUGCCCACCACAAUGGGUGUUAUUGCUGGUCUUCUGGUUCAAAACACACUCAAAUACUUGCUAAAUUUUGGACAAGUAUCCCCAUACUUGGGAUAUAACUCUUUAAAGGACUUCUUUCCCACAAUGGCAAUGAAACCAAACCCACAGUGUUCAAACUCACCUUGCUUGGAACGACAGGAGGAGUACAUGCUCACAAAACCAGAAAGGGAUGCUGCAUCUAAGGCAAAAAUGGAGGCUGAAGCAUUAUUAGUAGUAGAAUCCCCUGUCCAUGCUGAAAAUGAGUGGAACAUAAGUGUGGUUGAUGAUGACGAUGAGAUGGAGAAGAAGGAUUCUGUUCACAUAAAUUCGAAUGCUCUUCCAGAAGGUCUUGUUCGUGAACUUCCAAGUGCAGAUGAUUUUCAAACUUUACCGGUUCCAGCAGAAGAAUCAAGUAAUCCUAUUGACGACCUUGAGGAACUCCGUCGCCAACUUGAUGCCCUUAAUGCGUAACCCUUAAACCAACCAUGGGGCUUGUUAUUCAUCAUAACUGCUAACCUUUUUAAUAUACCAAAAACAAAAUCACAAACUACUGUAGGAUUUUGAUAGUUUUCACAGAAGAAAAUACCUUUCUUUUGUUUGUUACUAUUAAAUUAGGGGAGGUAGGUAUUAAAGACUAAUCUGCGGCCCUUGAUGGUUUCCAAUGCUUGCAAUCCAUCAGAAGUAAGGGAAUUCACUCUUACCUGAGGUUUCACAUUUUGAUUUUAGAAAUUUGCCAAUGAAUAUAGUCUUUAUUUCAUUUUUGUUUUUGUU